Messenger RNA from Chrysoperla carnea, 702 nucleotides. RefSeq names its product jupiter microtubule associated homolog 1-like. The record is from RefSeq and is a predicted model, not a curated record. NCBI's taxonomy places the organism in Eukaryota, Metazoa, Arthropoda, Insecta, Neuroptera, Chrysopidae. The transcript has a single exon. Gene Ontology annotation, cellular component: nucleus. The coding region runs from base 184 to 543 and encodes 119 amino acids.
AAAACAGUAAACAUAUACAAUUUAAAACGAUCAGUUUCGUAGUUACCGGACAAAUCCAGUUCAAUAAUAGCCACCGUUGGGUGUUGUCAUACAUGUGUUGUCGUUAUAAAUAAAACGUUGUUUUUUUAUUGUCUACAAAUAUAUUUUGGUAUUUACAACAAAAAAGAAUAUUUUCAAUAAAAGAUGACUUCAACAAGUAUAAAUAUUGGAAUUGCAAGUGAAUCGCGUAACUCUAGUCGCGUAUUAAAACCCCCAGGGGGUGGUUAUUCAAAUAUAUUUGGUGACCCAACACCCCAAGAAGUACCACAACGUCCGAAAAAUAAUCAACAAAAUUCAGCUGGAAUGAGUGCUGUAAUGGGUACAACUGACGCAAACGAGGUGGCUGCAAAAACUAAUGAAUUAAUAGCAGCUGCAUCAUCAACUGAUACGAGCGUCGAAAAAGAUUCAAAUAAAUCGAAUUCGACGACAGGAUCACCAAAAAAUGACAAUCAAGCAUCGCGAAAAAGGGUUCCACCUGGCGGAUUUUCAUCAGGUCUUUGGUAGAUGAACUCAUAAAUAUAUCUUAUUAUACAAAAUGUUUUUUAAAUGUUUUUAAAAAAAGCAUUUUUUUUUGUUUUUUUAAAUUGUCUGUUGUAGCUUUUUUAGCAUUUUCUACUUGACUUUAUAAUAUUUAUUAUAUUUGCUUGUAAUCUUUAUAUAUUU